AUGCCAGUCCAACGCAGCCUCUUCGGCAAGCCUGUGCCAGCAGUGCCUCCUCGCAGAAUGGCAGUGCUACUCGGCACCAUUGCUAUAUUCGCAGUAGUCACACUCCUUUUCACAUUACCGAAUUCCAUGCCUUCUGGCCCGUCCUUGAGCAAGUACACCGAUCACAAAAUAUCCCUACCCAAGCUCCCACAACAGUUCUCGCCCAGCAUCCUGCAUCCAUUUCGACAAGCAGCACAUGCUCCACCGAUUCGAAAGAACAGCACCGAUGGGGAAUCAAAAUGGUUCGCCAAUUGGAACUGGCUCAGUCCAUUCUCCUCGUCGGUGACAUUGGACGAAAACCGUUCCCUUCUGCCACCUCUCGUCCACCGCCCUCCCAUUUACACAUAUUAUGACAAUCUAUCAGUGAAAGAUGCUGGUCUGAAGGAAGCACAGAAUGCCAUCCUUCUCACCUGGAGAAGGGCAUGGUGGGCGCAGGGAUUCAAACCUAUAAUUCUUAGUUCCGCGGAAGCUAUGAACAAUCCAUUAUAUGCUGAAGUUCAAAGAAGAAACCUAAGCGAUACAUUGCAGGUGGAUCUAUCAAGGUGGCUUGCUUGGGAAAACAUGGGAUCCGGAAUUUUGUGUAGUUAUGUAACUCUUCCAAUGGGGCCACAGGAAGAUCCGCUUUUGACGUUUUUACGCAAUGGCAAAUAUGUCAAGUUGACCAGAUAUGAGGGCUUGGGCAAUGGAUUGAUUGUUGGUCCCCAAUCUGCCGUCACAGCAGCGUUGAAGGAAGCUCUUGAGAACAAGGAAUUGUUGGAAAAGGUAAAGGACUUCAUCGGUGCAAUUGAUGCAAAAUCUACGGUAUUCGAGAUUGACCCAAGUCAUACCUCACUGGCUGCGUACGACGAGAAAUUGGUCAAGGAUAAAUAUCCCAAGAUUGGAACCGACAUCGAGACACAUCCUGCAAAGGCUCUACAUGAGUUGAACAAACUUAUGACUGCCCACCUCCAUAGUACAUGGCAAAAUCGAUUCUCUUCUGGGAUUGCAGUCAUGAAACCGAAUCCUACGCAUAUGUCUGCGGCCAUUGCCCCGGCUCGUAGACUUGCUGAGUUUCUUGCUCAAUGUCCUGUUUCGCCUUUACCAGCGUCAUGCCCGCCUAAUUUGCCAAACUGCAAGCCAUGCGUCUCGGCUACUCCACUUCUCAUUUCCACUCCCCAGCACUACAAGAAUACGUCAACACUCUACACAAUUGGCACAGUUCCUCAUCCUUAUACUAUGGCAGUCCUGACUUCCUUCCGCGAUAACAUCGACACUAGAUGGAUUCGAAGAGAGUCGGAGCGUGAUCCAUGGCUUACACUUCUCACAAAGGAAAAUUUGGGCACAGGAGUUUCUGGGGCACCACGAGUCAUCACAUUCAAGGAGGCAGUUGCCGGUGAUCAUGGAAGAUUUCACUCCCUCUGGGUUACAGCCGAGAAAGAUAUCCCACAAGAUCUGGAUUGGAACUUUGGAUUUACCAUUCCUCGAAAUGUCACGGACAAUGGGAAAUCCGAAACUCCUGUUCCCGGACCAGAGAGACGACCAAAACCAACUCCGGAUCCAAAAGAUGGACCAAUUGCAAGCGAAGAAGACAUCUUGAAGGAAGAGCAAUUAUUAAAACGAUCCAAGGAAUUCGGUAUCGCAAGAACCAAUGACGAAGAAAGAAUUCGCGGUGCGAUUGAAGCGUGGAAUCUUGCAGAUACCGAAGCCUGGAGAUUCGCAAGAGCGUUCUUGGCUAGAAGUAGAGUUGAACGGCUACAAUGGGAAGAGGAAGAGAGGAAAUACGCCGGUGGUGCGGGUGCUGAGAAGGGGAAAUAA
This is a messenger RNA of Hymenoscyphus albidus, 1833 nucleotides long. NCBI's taxonomy places the organism in Eukaryota, Fungi, Ascomycota, Leotiomycetes, Helotiales, Helotiaceae. The record is from the annotation of a GenBank genome assembly.